Molecule: messenger RNA, 2184 nt
Organism: Silurus meridionalis
Lineage: Eukaryota; Metazoa; Chordata; Actinopteri; Siluriformes; Siluridae
Product: leucine-rich repeat-containing protein 40
Exons: 4
Coding region: 127-903 (258 amino acids)
Molecular function (GO): protein binding
Source: RefSeq, a predicted model, not a curated record
GCCCUAAAGAAUAAAAAAGAAACCGGAAAAUGCCUAGACUGUAACCAUGGUAACGCCACGCGCCCUGUCGCACUUGUGCUGCAGGUCCACUUUGAUGUUAAUUUAUUGAUUAAUUAAUGAAGGCAGAUGGAUUUAGAUCAAAUUCUCGAAGAAUGUCACAGGAAGAAAUGGGAGUCGCUGAAUCUCAGUCACCGCGGAUUAGUUUUAGUGCCAGGACGCGUUUCAGAGCUAAAAACAUUAAAGAAAUUAUUCCUGAACGACAACCGACUUAUUUUACCCCCGGAGGAGAUUGUGCAACUUGACCAUCUUGAAGAACUCAUCCUGGAUCAAAACCAGCUGACUCUUCUUCCUAAAAACAUCAGCUCCCUGAAACACCUGACCUACCUGGCUGUAACCCACAACCCUCUCUCCAUCCUCCCCGAAGCUUUGGGAGAUCUCCGAGAACUCCGAGAGCUCUGGGCCUCGAACUGCGGCCUGGUUUCUGUCCCAUCGUCCGUAGGCAAACUGGACAAGCUGCAAAAGCUCAGUCUGAGUAACAACUCCAUCACGACUUUACCACCGCAGUUUGGGAGCCUCAGAAGUCUGCAGUGGUUGAACUUGGCUGAUAAUAAAAUCGAAGAUGUUCCAGAAGAUUGGAAAAACUUACAGUCGCUGGUCUUCAUUAAUUUGAAUAAGAACAACUUUGAAAAGAUUCCAAAGACUCUCACAGAAAUACCAAAUCUUCAAGUUCUUCUAAUGAACUUCAACAGUAUCACCGCAUUGGAGGACGAUUUCAUCCUGAGUUUCAGCAAACUAAUAAAACUGGAUCUCAGGCAAAAUCCAUUAAAGCUCAGACCACAACACUGGAAGGGUCUGGAUUUUAUAUUGCUUGGCAGCACAGAAACGGUGAUGGAUGAUAUAUGAUAAAUACACAAUACAACCCGAAUUCCCCCUGUUUGCUUUUCACAUGAGUGGGUAUGGCAGGAGGAAGUGCAGUGAAAGAUUUACGAUAAAACACACAACGGAGAACAAACAAGUCGUUUUUAUUGUAGUUUUAUAAAUAAAUCGGGCUUUAAUUGGGCUGGAAAAACUGAGGACAGGUUUCUGCUCAGAAAGAACAUUUUUUACAUCGUAAUAAAGGAUUCUGGUUUAUAAAGUGAAGCAUUAAACAGUGUUAGGAGACUGUAGAUGGCGCUAUAGUGUAGGAUGUGACAGUAUUGCAAUUAGGGACAUGUGAUCGAUCCAAUAUCAGUGUUUUAUUUAGAAGAUCGAUUCCAACAUUAAAAUAUCAACUUAACCUGUAGAUUGCCAUUUUGUUUGUAUAAAAACUUUACUUUAACAAUAAUUUCUGAAAUAAACAAAUAUAAUUAAUAGAAAUUUUACCAUGAAAAAAUGAGACCCUAUGCGUUUCUUUCUAAUGAGUUCUUGGGUUUUUGGGGUCUCUGCAUCAUCUGGACCUUCUGAGAGAAUUUCCUUCUAGAGAAUGUCAGAAGAUCAAGAGCCAAAAACAUCUCGUUUUUACAACAAAAAAAGCAUAUAAAUGAGAGGAAACAUGGGAACAUGACAUGACAGUUGUGUGACAGUUGUUGUAUAUUAAUAAAAAAGAGCAAAAAACAUUUACACAGAAGCGACAUUGAAGUUGCUAGAUACAGUAUCUCUCAAAAGUAAGUACACCCCUCACAUUUCAGCAACCAUUUGAUUAUAUCUUCCAGAAGUACAAUACUAAAGAAAUGAAAGUUGGACGUCGUGUAAAAAUGUCAUCAUGUUCAUGUUUUUGUCUGCUUGACAGAAUCAUACUGAUGUGUGUAUCUUGUAUUAGAGCAGUUAAAAUUUGCUUUGAGUCCAAUUCUCUCCUACUGAACACUGGAUGUUCUACAUGGACCUCAUGGUAAAGAGUCUCUGAGGAUUUGAGAAUUUUAUUUGUUGCUCUCCACAAAGAUGCCGAGGCUGUAAGAAGAUCAGUAUCACCCUGAAACUGAGUUACAGUACACACCAUUUCUCUAUAAUUGAUGUUUCCUGCAUACAGGUUCGAUAUCAUUAACAAUUCCACUUCACGUUUCCCACCUUAAAACCAGUGCUUCUCAAACAACAGCUCUAUACACUGUAGUGAAUGUUACAGUCAGGUCUUUACUGGAAUCACCAUCUGCACCUCUUUUGGUCCAUAAAUAAAAGUGUUGUCUGGUACAAGCGGGUUUUAUGGGAGUC